GCGCAAAAAAAAGAACAAAUAUUUCUAACCAUUGACUAUAGUACAACCGUUUUGCCACAUCAAUAUUGAGCGAGUGUACACACUAUUUCCCUCCAAUCCAACAGCGCCGUCGCCUCCUUCAAUCCACUCCAAUCGGAGUUGCAGAGCCACUGACGCCGCAGCUCCGACCAACUUCUUUCUCGUCCAUUUAUUUGCGCCGGCAGAGUUGCAGUACCAACCAAAUCACAAACCAAAAAGAGAUGGUAACUUGUCUUCAAACACAACUUCUCCACACACCCUUUCAGUUUCGCUCUUCCUCGUCGAAAAAACCAACUUCCUUAAGAUGUUCCGCCGCCACCUCUUCCACCAAAAAAUCCUACAAAAUCACUCUUCUUCCCGGCGACGGCAUAGGUCCCGAAGUUGUUUCCGUCGCUAAAGACGUUCUUCUCCUCACUGGAUCCAUCCAUGGGAUUAAAUUAGAGUUCCAAGAGAAGCUUUUGGGUGGUGCUGCUCUUGAUGCUACUGGAGUUCCUUUACCUGAUGAUACUCUUUCUGUUGCUAAGCAAUCUGAUGCUGUUCUUCUUGGUGCUAUUGGAGGGUAUAAAUGGGAUAAAAAUGAGAAACAUUUGAAGCCAGAGACUGGAUUGCUUCAGCUAAGAGAAGGGCUUCGAGUUUUUGCUAAUCUUAGACCGGCAACUGUGUUUCCGCAGUUAGUGGAUGCUUCAACUUUGAAGAGAGAGAUUGCUGAGGGGGUUGAUCUCAUGGUUGUAAGGGAACUAACUGGAGGUAUCUAUUUUGGAAAACCAAGGGGCUUUGGUACCAAUGAAAAUGGUGAAGAGACUGGCUUUAAUACUGAGAUUUAUGCUGCACAUGAGAUUGAUCGCAUUGCUCGUGUUGCAUUUAACAUUGCUCGGAAGCGUGGUGGGAAACUUUGCUCUGUUGACAAAGCCAAUGUACUAGAGGCAUCCAUGUUUUGGAGGAAAAGAGUUGUGGCAUUAGCACAAGAAUAUCCUGAUGUUGAGCUCUCACACAUGUAUGUUGAUAAUGCAGCAAUGCAACUAGUUCGCUAUCCAAAACAGUUUGACACUAUUGUAACAAACAACAUUUUUGGCGAUAUAUUAUCUGACGAGGCUUCAAUGAUCACUGGAAGUAUUGGGAUGCUUCCUUCUGCCAGCCUUGGUGAUUCGGGACCUGGACUUUUUGAACCUAUACAUGGUUCUGCACCUGAUAUUGCCGGACAGGACAAGGCAAACCCAUUUGCUACUGUUCUUAGUGCUGCUAUGCUUUUGAAAUAUGGCCUUGGAGAAGUAGAGGCUGCUGAAAGAAUAGAGAGUGCAGUUCUCGAGACACUGAACAGGGGAUUUCGAACUGCUGACAUAUAUUCUGCCGGGACAAAGCUGGUAGGAUGCAAACAAUUAGGCGAAGAGAUACUUAAGUCUGUUGAAUCUCAUGCUCCCGCUGCUGCAGCAGUGUGAUUUUAAGACCAACUCUGCAUAGAUAUCCCUAGUCUUUGAGUGCUUUGGCUUUCAUCUGCGGUUUUGUAUGUUGUUUUCAACACCAACCUAUGUAUUUUCCAAACUGGCAUUGAAUCCGGGAUUAUUAGUUACUUAGUUCCCUUCAUUAUGCAUGUUAUAAUAGUGUAACAAUGAAAUAUAGAGGUUAGAAUUUUUAAUGCCAUUCUGAAAAACUGAGCAACUACCUUGACAAAUCCAUGGGGCACGCACACAACACUCAUACAAGGAUAUUCCAAGCUUUAAAAUGUGUAUGAUUUGUAUUCAUCUUCUUUUUAUGAUCUUA
Trifolium pratense (red clover) is the source of this 1776-nucleotide messenger RNA. RefSeq names its product 3-isopropylmalate dehydrogenase, chloroplastic-like. Gene Ontology annotation, molecular function: magnesium ion binding; NAD binding; 3-isopropylmalate dehydrogenase activity. Bases 240 to 1454 code for a protein of 404 amino acids. Gene Ontology annotation, biological process: L-leucine biosynthetic process. The record is from RefSeq and is a predicted model, not a curated record. The transcript is spliced from 11 exons. Lineage: Eukaryota; Viridiplantae; Streptophyta; Magnoliopsida; Fabales; Fabaceae.